UUACAAUGGUAGGAUACUACGUCAUCGCGCACCUGCUGAAUGCUCCCACUUGGACCAUUUUUUCGUCGAUUCGAAGAUAUUUAGUUAUGUUUGUUUGCGACCAGUGCGGAAAAAGAUACAAAACACCUGGCGGUGUAAGGAAGCACGUUGCAGGUCACCUUGGAACAGCCACUUACACUUGUGGAGAAUGUGGAAGGUUAUUUCAUUGCCGGAAAGACCAUGAACAACAUAUGCUGCGCCAUGGCGAAGCAAAAACCUUUGUUUGUCAAACAUGUGGAAAAUCGUUCAAAACCAAGAAUGACUUGGAUAGCCACAGGAGGCGGGAAAGUACUGGGCAGACCCAUGAAUGCGAUGUUUGUGGGAAACGAUUCACAUCUUCACGUGAUCUAGAGGAGCAUUCACGGAAACACAGUGGUGACUUCCCUGAAAUAUGUAGUGUAUGUAGCAAGAGAUACCGCCAUAGGGCUAGUCUAAGGAGACAUUUGAAAACACAUUCAAAUUAAUAAGCACGUUGUUAUUUUAUGAUGUCUCCCAGCGAUACAGUUGAAAGGGGUAUAUUGAAAUGUCGUUGUCCGUCCGGAUCCAUGCAUAUUUUCUCUUUUCUUUAAAAUUGUCAGGAAUUCUCACGUGUAUUUGAAUUAGGGAAUGAAAAUAAUGACCAACCAUUUUUUGUGCCCCCACUUUAAAGUCAUGAAACUUUACAGGAAUGUUGAUCAGCAUGUGUAGUUGUGCACCUGGGUAUUUGCGUCUGGAUAUUUUUAGUAUUUUCAGAGUUAUUGCCCUUGACUUAGUAAAAUUUUGCAAUUUUCAACUUGUGUCGCAUGUAACUCAAAAAGUAUUUGACCUAGGUUCAUGAAACUUUACAGGAAUGUUGAUCAGCAUGUGUAGUUGUGCACCUGGGUAUUUUCGUCUUGAUAUUUUUAGUAUUUUCAGAGUUAUUGCCCUUGACUUAGUAAAAAUUUUGCAAUUUUCAACUUGUGUCGCAUGUAACUCAAAAAGUAUUUGACCUAGAGUCAUGAAACUUUACAGGAAUGUUGAUCAGCAUGUGUUGUUGUGCACCUGGGUAUUUUUGUCUUGAUAUUUUUAGUAUUUUCAGAGUUAUUGCACUUGACUUAGUAAAUUUUGCAAUUUUCAACUUGUGUCGCAUGUAAUUCAAAAAGUAUUUGACAUAGAGUCAUGAAACUUUACAGGAAUGUUGAUCAGCAUGUACAUUUGUGCACCAGGUAUCUUCGUUUUGAUUUAUUUAGUAUUUUUAGAGUUAUUGCCCUUGACUUAGAAAUUUUUUUGCAAUUUUCAACUUGUGUCGCAAGUUACUCAAAAAGGAUUUGACAUAGAGUCAUUAAACCUUAUGGGCAGGUUGCUCAGCAUAUUUAGAUUUGCACCUGGGGUUUCGCUUGUGGAUUUAUCCAGUAUUUGUAGAGUUAUUUCCCUUGACUUAGUAAAAGGAUUGAAAGAACAGUGGCGCAGUGGGGGCACCCGUGUCCUAUGGACACAUUUCUAGUUAUUGAUGUUUUUUCUUGCUUUAUUGAACUAAUGUCCUAUACUCGUAUAACUAGAAAACAGUUAUUUAUAAAGUCGAAAUAUAAGCACAUGUUACCUCCUUUUUAAUGAGUUACACACAAAUAGUUUUCAUAAAAAUGUGAGCACAAGUAUAAUAUUAUGAAUAACUGUAAUGAUAUACAUAAAGUUACCAUCACAUGAAAUGUAUUGUACAUCGGGAGAUUUGUUUGUUCUACCAAAUUAUUGGAUAACUGUGAUUUUAACCGAUUUUUAUGAUUCUGUCUAUUAUCCAUCGCCGAAAAGUCGGGGGAUUUAUUAAGGAGUAUUCUUCGUCCGUUCUUAAGUACAAGUAGCAGAGCAUAAAAACCAGAAGUGUUCACGUAAUGUUUUUUGUUGUUUUUUAUGAGAGACGUAAUGAUUGUCUAUAAUGUUUGCAUAAUUUUUGUCUAGGCUAUAUUUUAAAACGUUUCAUUACAUUUCAAGGUAAAUGGCUGCAUAACUCGGAAUUAUAUGGGUUACUUCCCCUUUGUAAUGUGUUUCCUCUUUAACGGCGGGGGAUUUUACUGUCUGUGACAGCUUCUGGUAUAAUUGUUAUUAUUUUACUGUGAUUUGAUUACCAAGAUAUGGUAAAUACUGUGAUAAACAAAUAACUGU
This is a messenger RNA of Ruditapes philippinarum (Manila clam), 2154 nucleotides long. RefSeq names its product zinc finger protein 771-like. Gene Ontology annotation, molecular function: DNA-binding transcription factor activity, RNA polymerase II-specific; RNA polymerase II transcription regulatory region sequence-specific DNA binding. Gene Ontology annotation, biological process: regulation of transcription by RNA polymerase II. Gene Ontology annotation, cellular component: nucleus. The record is from RefSeq and is a predicted model, not a curated record. The coding region runs from base 6 to 503 and encodes 165 amino acids. The transcript has 3 exons. Lineage: Eukaryota; Metazoa; Mollusca; Bivalvia; Venerida; Veneridae.